AUGGCUGACCCUCACGCCGACGCACCCACGCCUGAGCUACGCGACUGCGACAACAUGUCAUCUGUUACCGGACAUACAGCUGAUGUGGCCACCGUGGUCAAGGAGAGCAACGGCUUGCUGGAUCCAACACCCCGCGGCGAGUGUAUUGCGAUCUUCCAGCGUAACCACCAGAAGUCGCCCUUCCUUCGGCUUUCUGGUGAGAUACGCAACAUGAUCUACGGUUACGUGUUCGACGAUGUCUACGUCAAUAUCAAAAUGGACAUGAUGGGCCAGACCUGGUGUUGGGCAGAGCUUGGCGUCAUCAUCAAGGGACAUGAAGGCAAGUAUUUGGACCUUCUCAGGUCCUGUCGCACGAUAUAUGCCGAAACACGACUCAUGCCUUUCGCUGGCGGUCUUCUCUGCUAUGAUGAUCAAAAACCCAAAUACGCUGAGAUGUCUCGAUUCGUAACCAUGCUUCCUAUCCAGCGGGAUGCCAUUUCCAUGGUGGUAAUAUAUUACGACGAGCCAACCCUGAGGAAUGAGAAUGACAAGGCGUUGGCAUUCCUCGAAAAACAUGCGAAAUCUUUACCUGGGCUCAAGCGGAUCGUUGUGAAUUUGUUGGAGCCGAAUUUCACGGACGAAGGUCUGGAUACGGACAGGAUAAGAGAGGUUGGCGAAGAGGCAGUCGGUCUGGUCCGCGAGGUCGUGGGCGACUCCUUCCAGAUCCGAUACCGAUGUUUAUUCUCUUGUUUUGAGAGUGAUUUUUGA
This is a messenger RNA of Didymosphaeria variabile, 747 nucleotides long. RefSeq lists its product as uncharacterized. The coding region runs from base 1 to 747 and encodes 248 amino acids. The transcript has 2 exons. Lineage: Eukaryota; Fungi; Ascomycota; Dothideomycetes; Pleosporales; Didymosphaeriaceae. The record is from RefSeq and is a predicted model, not a curated record.